Messenger RNA from Clonostachys rhizophaga, 2481 nucleotides. NCBI's taxonomy places the organism in Eukaryota, Fungi, Ascomycota, Sordariomycetes, Hypocreales, Bionectriaceae. The record is from the annotation of a GenBank genome assembly.
AUGAUCCCCCCGGAAUGGAGCAGCCGUUAUGAAGAUCUUGUCACAGACAUAUGUGAGCCUACAAAGUUCAUCUCAAUUCAUCACUUGCAGGCGCCCGAGUUCACCGCGAGAAACAUGGCCGCCGCGGCCGCGGUUUCGAUAAUGGACAACUGGGAGGGCGUCACACUAUAUUAUGGCGCUCAGAGCAACGAGCGAAAGCAGGUAAUUUCCGCGAUCAAAGCAGUGGUAGAGCAGAAUCCUGGAUGUUCCGACCCCAGCGCACAUGCCGUGGAUUACGCUACGUUGACGCGCAGCAUUGAGACGACGCCCUUUCACGCGACUACGAAUUUGGCCAUCAUACUAGAAGCGGACGCAGACAUGUCUAUCGAGUAUGCUCACUGCAUCAUCACCAUAUCCCAGAAGCUGAGAGGCCUGAAUCUCGAGAGCUCGGACGGCCAAGGAGGAAUACGCCUGCUCACGGUCUCCCGCGACUCGUUCGAUGAUCGAUUACGAAAGCUCCUGUCCAUCGGCGAUACAUUGUACCAACGGGUACCACGAGAGGUUCGACUCGAAUUUCCAGAAGAAUGCAUUAUCGAGGAGGGAGGUCUGCAAGGUCUACCUAGACACUUCACGGUACGCAAAUCUACUGUUCAUGACGGCGGUAACCUGCGACCGGUCACUCUGCGGCUGAUGGAGCUCCAACCCGAAAGCAACGAUAUUUGGCUAGAGGCUGCCGCGCAAAUCGCCAGUUCUAAUAAGAAGAUGCACCUCAUAGUGUGCUUUGAGCCAUGGCCAGACUUGGCCAGAGCCAAAGAUGCCGUGGGCAAAAUGAAAACUUUAGGGUUCUUCUCACAAAGGCCAACGUCUCAAGCUGCGGCGUUCAGUCCCUACCAACCCUUGGCAGCUCUUUUUACAGAAUGGCUACAUACCGUAGCCUGGAUGCAGAACAAUGUGGGCGGUGAGGUACUACAGGGAGAGAGCGAUGAAGGAAAACACGUUUUCAUGGCACUGGUUCAGGACGGGAUGGUGCCAUCCAAGGAAGUGGUGUUUGCAGGCUGCGAUCAAUUUUGGGAUCAAUCAUGGAAUUUGAUCCUCAUUCUGGGCAACGAGACCAUAAAUUUCCAUUACCAGGAAUCGAUACACAAUGUACAUUCCGUUGAACUUCAGAGCGGUAUCAUCGAACGGUGGGAUCAACUCAGCUGGCUCACAGCUGUCCCAGGCGACGCUGUUGUCAUCGACCGAUAUGGCUGGGCAUUGGAAGCCGCCAAAGCAUGGAGGGAGAGAGGUACCGGCUACUACAUCGACCGAAAUGACGAAGGUUGGCAGUAUCGGCGAGUAGGUUCGUCAGCCAUAGAGGGAAGCCGCCUGGCUGAUUUCCUGGUGCUGCUGGCAGCCGAGCGCAAAGAGAGAAACAUCGCCAGCCACGACGUCCAUGCCACCAUAACCUCAUUGAUAACUCAGCGACAGACUUGGCGUCAUGUCAUGGCCCAGCUUGUAUACCAGCGGAUUCUGAACGUGGAUGAGCGAGAAACUCUGAGCGAUGGGAGCACAGAGACUCCGGGGCCUGUUGAUAUGAUGCGUCUACCACAAAUUGAUAUGGGUGGCCCAGGUAGAUUGUUGUCUGAAGUUGAACUGCUACGGAGCGCCAACUAUGACUACAGGCUCGCAGUCUUGCUCAGUGCGCAGCCAACAGAUCACAAUGCAGAGCGUUGCAAAACUCUUCUCGGUGCUUGCAUCCUGAGUGGCAUGGAUCGCUUGUUGGUUGAUGAGAAUGGCGAGCUGGAUCAACUUGCAAGGGCGGGCCCAUUUGCCGAGUAUGAUAUUGAGGGCCUCGCCAAAUCGGCGACUGGAAUCCUGUCCGAGAUCGCAAGCCUUGGGACAUGGUGGCUCAAAAUCGGCCUAUGGCAUAGGGUCGGCUGGUCAUCAAGUCAAAUGGGGAAUCUCCUCUGCAGUGGUCGCCCACAGCCCGAGACUUAUGGGGAGGGCCUUCCCAACGGCAAGCGGUGCGAAGUGUUUUUUAAAACAAUCUACAAUAUUCUGGUAUUGUUGCAGGCGCCGGAUAGUGUCAUAGGCAGGCUGCAGUUGAGCGAGCAACCACCUCCCGACAGGUGGCCACUAGACACCGCAGGCAUACCAAGACCGUCGUUGAACCUAUUCUAUGGGCAGCUCACAAGCGCAUUCAUCCUUGAUUUGGUAGAGUGUCGUUUCGUGAAGCAGGAUAACAUGGAUUACAUCCGAGUGUCAAAGGUGCAUGGUGAUCUUGUGAUGGAACCAAGAUGGGGAUACAUCACCUCCAUGAUACGUAAUAUCCUUAGAGGACAACGUACCGGCUUGAUAUACGGGAUAGUUCCAACGACACCAGCUCAAGUUUUAGGAUACGGAGGCAGGAGGGUGCAUUUGUUUGAUGAAUGGAUUUGGAUUCCGACUCGGUGUCUCAAUGACUGGCAUCAACGUCACCAUCCAAACGAGGAAAUCUUGGCUGGACUCCGCAAUCUUAUGUAA